Messenger RNA from Metschnikowia bicuspidata var. bicuspidata NRRL YB-4993, 579 nucleotides. RefSeq lists its product as uncharacterized. NCBI's taxonomy places the organism in Eukaryota, Fungi, Ascomycota, Pichiomycetes, Serinales, Metschnikowiaceae. The transcript has a single exon. Gene Ontology annotation, cellular component: mitochondrion. Bases 1 to 579 code for a protein of 192 amino acids. The record is from RefSeq and is a predicted model, not a curated record.
AUGAACCAAAUCGGCAUUGCACGCAGGUGUCUCAGCAGCGUCACCCGUUUUGAUACCAAGAAAUUCGUCCAGUCGCUUGAAAAAGGCGGCUUUUCGCCACAGCAGGCUGAAACGGCCGUGGGGAUUGUCAACAAGGCCGUCAACGACGGCAUCAGUCUGAUUGCCAAGAACCUCGUGACCAAGGAACGGCUCAAUUCAGUGGCAUACCAGCAAAAGGUGGACUUUGCCAAGUUGAAGGGCGAGCUCCAGACCAUGGACAAGAGCGAGUUCACCAGCUUGAAAAAAGAGCAGGAGCUGCUCCGUACCAACUUGACCAAUCUCCAAAACAGGCUCAAGGAGGAAAUCACCAAGAACCUGGCGGGCGUGCGGCUAGAUUUGAAUUUGGAGAAGGGCCGCAUCCGGGAGGAGAGCUCCAUCCACGAGCUGAAGAUCGAAGACACGUUCACGCGCAUUGACGAGGAGAUCGCCAAUGUGCAAAUGCAGAUCAAGUCCGUCAAGACGCAGGUCAUGCAGUGGUUGAUCGGUGUCAGUUCCGGUACUGCGGCUUUGAUGUUGGCGUUCGUGAGGUUUUUCGGGUAG